AUGUCGGAGUGUUUUGAAUGCAGUGCUCUUGACCAUUGGUCCAGAGAGUGCCCCCGGCGAGGGCGAGGAGCGAUUGUACCAGCUCCCAUUGCACCUAGACCAGUUUCAGCAGUGCCCCCUCUAGCUAGAGGUGGUGGUCAGGACCACGGUCGUCGAGACAGCCGACAGGGUACCAGAGGCGGAGCUCGAGGAGGCAGGCUAGGUGGUAGAUCAGAUGCAUCGGGCAAAGGUGCUCAGGGCCAUUUCUACGCAGGCCCGGCGAGGGCGACGGCUGAGGCAUCUAACGAUGUUAUCACAGGUACACUUUUAUUAUGCCAUCAGCCUGCUACAGUAAUAUUUGAUCCCGGGUCCACAUUCUCGUCUGUAUCUGUUUAUUUUGCUCCUCAAUUGGGUGUGAGGUCUGAGUCUUUGGCAGAGCCAGUUCAUGUUUCGACCCCGCUUAUUUGGCUUAAUUUGCGAGAUGUGAAUAGAGAUGACUCUUCAGUUGAUGCAGUUCCUGUGGUUAGAGAGUUUGCAUAUGUGUUCCCUACAGACCUACCUGGCCUACCUCCAGAUCGUGACAUUGAUUUUGCCAUAGAUUUGGAGCUUGACACCCGUCCUAUUUCUAUUCCACCUUACCGGAUGGCUCCUGCAGAGCUUAGGGAGCUCAGUGCUCAGUUAGAGUAUCUCUUAGCUGAACAAGACAACCCUAAGACUGCAUUUAGGACCCGUUAUGACCACUAUGAGUUCCUUGAGAUGUCUUUUGGGUUGACUAAUGCCCCUGCUGCCUUCAUGGACUUGAUGACACGUGUGUUCAGGCCAUACCUUGAUUUAUUUGUCAUUGUCUUCAUUGAUGACAUACUGGUAUACUCGCGGAGCCGGAGUGAGCAUGAGCAACAUUUGAGGAUAGUGCUCCAGACUUUGAAAGAUCAUCGACUUUAUGCCAAGUUCUCAAAGUGCGAGUUUUGGCUUGAGUCUGUAGCCUUCUUGGGGCACGUGGUGUCCAAGGAGGGUAUUAGGGUUGAUCCGACGAAGAUUGAGGCUAUUCGUGAUUGGCACAGGCCCACUUCAGUUACUAAGAUUCGGAGCUUCGUCGGACUAGCAGGCUACUACAGACGCUUUGUUGAGGGCUUUUCUACUAUUGCAACCCCGUUGACCCGAUUGACUCGUGUUGAUGUUCCCUUUGUUUGGUCAGAUGAGUGUGGGGCGAGCUUUUUGAGGCUCAAGGAGUUAUUGACCACCGCUCCUAUAUUGACUCUUCCAGUUGAGGGUGAGGGCUUCACAGUUUAUUGUGACGCAUCCGGCGUUGGUUUGGGUUGUGUAUUGAUGCAGCAGGGCCAGGUUAUUGCUUAUGCAACGAGGCAGCUUAAGAUCCAUGAGCGCAACUACCCCACUCAUGACAUGGAGUUAGCGGCGGUAGUUUUCGCGCUUAAGAUUUGGAGGCACUACUUGUAUGGAGUUCGAUGUGAGAUCUAUAAUGAUCAUAUGAGUCUUCAGUACAUCAUGAGCCAGAGGGACCUCAAUUCGAGGCAGCGUCGUUGGAUUGAGCUCCUGAAAGACUACGACCUCUCUAUCAUCCGGGCAAGGCGAAUGGCUUUUCAGGAGGAGUUGGGCACCCGUGUCCACCUUAGCACAGCAUUUCACCCACAGACGGAUGGUCAGUCAGAGCGUACUAUUCAGGUCCUUGAGGAUAUGUUGCGGGCCUGUGUUAUGGAUUUUGGAGGUCAGUGGGACCAGUUCUUGCCUUUGGCGGAGUUUGCGUACAACAACAGCUACCACUCUAGUAUUCAGAUGGCCCCGUUUGAGGCCUUAUAUGGUAGGCGUUGUCGCUCUCCAGUUGGUUGGUUUGAGUCUACAGAGCCUAGGCCGCGUGGUACAGAUUUGCUUCAGGAGGCCCUGGAUCAGGUGAGGGUGAUUCAGGAUAGGCUCAGGACGGCUCAGAGUAGGCACCAGAGUUAUGCUGAUCAGAGGCGUCGACCUUUGAAAUUCUCUGUUGGUGACCGGGUAUUCCUUCGUGUGUCGCCCAUGAAGGGCGUGAUGAGGUUUGGGAGGCGGGGCAAGCUUAGCCCCAGGUACAUUGGGCCUUUUGAGAUACUCCGGACAGUUGGGGAGGUUGCUUAUGAGUUGGCCCUACCUCCAGUAUUUUCAGCCAUCCACCCAGUGUUUCAUGUUUCGAUGCUGCGGCGGUAUGUUCCUGAUGAGUCCCAUGUGCUCCAGUAUGAUGCAGUCGAGUUGGAUGAUCGUUUAGCAUUUGUAGAGGAGCCAGUUGCCAUUCUAGCCAGAGAUGUGAGGAGAUUGCGCUCGAGAGCCAUUCCUGUUGUUAAGGUCCGUUGGAGGCAUCGUCCAGUCGAGGAGGCUACCUGGGAGACCGAGCAGGAGAUGCGAGAGCAGUUUCCCAGCUUGUUUGAGCCUUCAGGUACUUCUUGAUCCUUUCUUUCGCGGACGAAA
Molecule: messenger RNA, 2427 nt
Organism: Solanum stenotomum
Lineage: Eukaryota; Viridiplantae; Streptophyta; Magnoliopsida; Solanales; Solanaceae
Exons: 5
Coding region: 1-2406 (801 amino acids)
Biological process (GO): DNA integration
Molecular function (GO): nucleic acid binding
Source: RefSeq, a predicted model, not a curated record